Argiope bruennichi is the source of this 2419-nucleotide messenger RNA. RefSeq names its product cilia- and flagella-associated protein 97-like. Gene Ontology annotation, biological process: spermatogenesis. Lineage: Eukaryota; Metazoa; Arthropoda; Arachnida; Araneae; Araneidae. The coding region runs from base 128 to 1396 and encodes 422 amino acids. The transcript has 2 exons. The record is from RefSeq and is a predicted model, not a curated record.
UGAAAUGAAAUCAUCUCAUACAAACAACAAUAACGAAACUAAAGCUGAGGUCAUGGCCCUCGAUUUACAUUGUAUUCUGCUGUAAUUUUAUAGGUAUUUUUGUAGCUAUCAUAACAGUGUAAUAGCCAUGUCUUUACGUGUUGGUCUAGGAGCUUCUCAAGCUGAUUUAGAUGUUCAAGGAGAAAUUGAUUUUGAUUUUUUUGAAGCGAGUGAUAAUACGAUUACCUCGAAUAGAAAUGCUUCUCUAGAAACUUCGACGGCUCUAAAAUCGGAGCAUCCUUUAUCUUGCAUUGCUUCUGAUCAUUUUGAAAACAGCUCUUCUUUAAAAAAUGAACCGGAACAUGCGAAAAGUGAUUUGAAUUCUGUACAGAUCACGGAAUCGAGCACAAGUUACAAUUACAAUAAGCCUCUAAUAACAGUGUCUUGUGAUGAUGUUACUGGAGUUGUUCAAAAAACAACAAUAGAAGCUGUCAUUCCUACACCUUUCAGUUAUAAAGACAACAAAUGUAGCGGCGUGAGAUCUUUAGAAACCAAGAAAAUGAAGAAAGCAUCAAGUCCAUAUUUGAAAAACAAAGUGUUCAAGGACGAUAUUGAAAUAUCUGACGACAGCUCUAUUUCCAGUAUGUCUUCCGAAUCCAUAUCGUCUCUAAGUGAAGAUUCAUUUGAAUAUAACGAUAGCGAUUCUAUGACUGAUGUCAGCGCUUUAGCAUCGCCAUAUACUAGCCAUAGCCCUACAAAUAAUGAUCAGAGAACCAAGCAAGAAAAUAUCACAAGUUGCGAUGAAAGUAACGGAGUUAAAAAGGAUGGCGUUAAAUUCGUUGAUGAUUUGGAUGGGCAAUUGUGUGCAAAAUGCAAAAACAUUGACUUUCAUGAAUUAGUGAAUGCUAUGAAUCGCCUUCAAAUGAAGCAAAAUAUUAAUAUAUGUGGAAGAAGUAAAAGUCCUGUAACACAUAAUGCAAAAUGCAGAAAAAACUUUUCCUUCAGUAAUGAGGAAGUGCGGAAAAUUGAUCUUGAUAACCAAGUUCUGUUGAAGAAAAUCGUAGCCCAACAGAAUAGACCAAAAUCUAAUUAUUUGCCUGCAUCUCAAAUUCGCUCUUCAUCAGCAGUUAACAGGCAGAAACAACAUCGUCAAAUAGAAUUAGAAAAUUUGGCACUUUUGAAAAGAUUGGAGUCCACAAAAGCUUCCCGAAGUCUAAGUCGAUCCCAUUUGCUUCGCGAUUACGAACGAAGAUCAUCCGGAGUAUUAUCGAGAGCAUCGUCCCGCUCUUCAUAUCCCAGCAGCUGCCAAGUUUCUCUGAGGCACUCAAAUUUGUCUUCAGGCCGCUCCAGUUCGAUUAAUAUGAAGUCACCCAGUCACACUUCUUUAUUUCGCUCACGCUCAGCCACAGCCAAUUAAUUUAUACAGAAAAAAUCCUUUCGUAUACUCAUAUUUUGUAAUUCAGCCGUAUGUUGAAAGCAGUUAGACAGUAGUUUCUUUUUAUAAUGAAGUUGUUUUAAAAAUGUCUGCAAGUUAAAAUUUUUAUAAAAAUAUGUGUGUCAUCCAGAUGAAAUCAUUAUAUUUCUUUUGAAAUAUACUUAGUUUCCGUUGCCUUUUCAUUGAAACUUUACAAUGCACCUGUCUUUUUUUUAUCUUCUUAUUUAUUUCUUUGAUUUUAAAUGUAGGGAACAGUGGCAGCUCAUGCAUUUGUAACUUGGGAUGCAUAACCUAUUCUACAUUCAACACUAAUCUAUUUUCCUGUAAUUUAAAAUGAAUGCCCUUUGCUUAUUGUAUCGAUGCAGUAAUAGAAAUCAAUACUUUUUUUUCCGCUAAGAGGUGUAAGUUUUUUUGGCUAUGAUUUCCCUUGAUAUUGUAUAUUCUAAAAAAAUCUAAUUAGAUAAUUCAUAUUGCAUGUAAACUUUAAAUAAAUUAGUGAUUUUACUCGUAAGCUCAAAAAAGUCAGAGAGGUGCUUCAAUUCCAUAGUGCCUCCUCUGUAUGUGCAACCCUUGUGUUAGAAAUGCAGCAAGAUUGAUUAAAAAUGAAUAAGUCCUGAAUGUAUUGUUUUAAUGUUAAAAACAUUUUUCUAAAUUAUCUAGAUUUUUUUUGUGGUCAUUUUUAAAUGAAAUGGAAACUGAAAUUUCAUUAAUUGUUUUCUGAACAGUAAGUUUAUAAGAAUAUGUAUUAUGUAUAGUUGAAUUCACCAUAAAGUAUUUAUUCUUAUCUACCUUUUCUUUAUAAUGUUGUUUGUUAAUUCUCCUAAUUUAGAUAAGGAAUCAUGCAUCUACAAUGUAUAAAAGUGAAAAAAUUUCAUAUGUUUCAAUACAUGUCUCUGUAUAACUCUUUUGUAUUAAUAAAGCUGUGUUGUGUAAUUCUGGGAACAAUCUUAAGCAAUAUUUUGAACAAAGAUAUUCACAAGUAUAUUUAAGGUAGAAGAAUUUUAG